AAUACUACGUAAUUCCCAAUUUCUAAAUCUUAAUUCAGACCAUGAGACCAAGAAAAGGUCCCCGCUAUCCGCCUAUCCCUCCGCACGGCCGCGGGCCGCACAUCGCAAAUCGGCGAGCCCGUGAUUCCGAGUCGCAAGGUUGCAGACGAUGCAGAGAGCUAGAGAUGCUCAGUCUCUGAGACGCUCAGUCAAGCGCCGCCCCGCCGCCCGACUGCCUCCGCUGCCUGCUUCUCUGCCCUCUAAUAUGCUUGUGGAGACUGGAGUUAUGGACCUUCUGCUUCUGAUGACUCCCAAUCGCCUUAGGUGCGUGUGAACAACAAGAACAAAUCAUGCACAACAGUCAUAUGGAACAAAGGAAGAUCCACAAAUGCAGACCACACUAGAACACAAUUGGAAUAGAUACGGUAUAUGACACACACAAUGAAAGCUGUUACAAACUUGAAGAAACAUUAUUUUCCAUCUAGAACCUCCUCCACUGUUAGCACACAACAACCUCUAAAUCCCAUUUUUUCUCACUGCAAUCCUCAAAAUGUUGGUGAAACUCAUUUCAUAUCUUUAAUCCAUUCAUCUGAAUCCACCCUUAAGCUCAAAUCCAUCCAUGCCCAAGUCCUCCGCCGCAUCUGCCACAGUGCUGAUUCAAGAAUUACCACCCAGCUUAUCUCCGCCUCUUGUCAGCAUGGCUCCGUCAAUUAUGCCCUCUCAGUUUUCCAAUCUUGUGAUCAGAACUUGUUCCUUUUUAAUGCAAUGAUCAGGGGACUUUGCAAUAAUUCGUGUUUCGAGAGCUGCAUCAGGCAUUUUAAGCUCAUGUUAACACUUGGUGUGCAACCUGACCGGCUAACGCUUCCAUUUGUGCUGAAGUCGGUUAUGGGUUUGGGUAAAAGAGAGUGGGGGGCUGUAGUUCAUUGUGGAACAUUCAAAAUGGGUCUUGAUUCUGACUUGUUUGUGAGGGUUUCUAUGGUUGACAUGUAUGCCAAAAUUGGGUUGUUGGAUCCUGCCUUGCAGCUGUUCGACGAAAGUCUUGAGAGGAAUAAGGAUGAGAGUGUGCUCUUAUGGAAUGUGGCAAUUAAUGGGUGUUGCAAGGGUGGGAAGGUAAGAAGGGCAGUUGAAUUGUUCGAAUCAAUGCCAGAGAGGAACAUUGGUUCUUGGAAUAGCUUGAUAGAUGGCUUGAUGAGAAACAGGGAACCCGACAAGGCACUCAAGCUUUUUGAUGGGAUGGAUGAGAAGAACGUGGUUUCAUGGACUACUGUGAUUUAUGGGUUGAUGCACAAUGGGCUUCAUGAGAAGGCUCUUCAGUUGUUCUUUAGGAUGCUGGAUAAAGGUGUCAAGCCAAAUAAUUUGACUGUCGUUUCUGCUCUCUCUGCGUGUGCGAAAAUGGGGGCACUUGAAGCAGGGAUAAAAAUUCAUAAUGACAUGUUGAAUGGUGGGUUCAAGUUGAAUACUGCUGCAGGAAAUGCUUUGUUGGAUAUGUAUGCAAAAUCUGGGGAUGUCGAGUCUGCUAGUCGGGUGUUUAAAGGAAUGAAAGUGAAAGAUAUAUGCACUUGGGGUUCUAUGAUAUGGGGUUUAGCAAUCCAUGGAUGUGCUGAUAAGGCCAUUGAGUGUUUUGAAACAAUGAACUUGUCAGGAAUCAUACCUGAUGAGGCUGCCUUACUAGCAGUUCUAACUGCUUGCUCACAUGCCGGAAGGGUUGAUCAGGGUCUUAAGAUUUUUAAUAGCAUGAGAGCUAACAAGUACUCAGUGAUGCCCAGCAUGAAACAUUACGCCGUGAUAGUUGAUCUAUUUGGCAGGGCUGGCCAGCUGGAUGAGGCUUUGAGAUUUAUUGAGAGCAUGCCAAUGGAUCCUGACCACAUUGUAUGGGGGGCACUUUUUUGUGCUUGCAGGUCUCAUAAGAACAUUGAAAUGGCACAAUUUGCCACAGAUAAACUCCUAAAGCUUGCGCCAAAGCAUCCCGGGAGCUAUGUCUUUCUUUCAAAUGUUUAUGCCGGUGCUGGGAGAUGGAGUGAUGUCGAUAGAAUAAGAACUGUGAUGAAGAGUAAAGAUGUAGGGAAAGAUCCUGGAUGGAGUUCAAUUGAGUUGGAUGGUAAAGUGCACACCUUUAAAGCUGGGGACCAUGCUCACAGCCUACGAGCACAGGAGGAAAUAUAUUCAAAAUUGGAGGGAAUAAUGACCAACUUCUGUUACGAUUGAUGGUUCCUAAUGCACAGCUUUGGUAUGUCAUCAGGGAGUACAUAACCAAUGCAGAGGACGCACAUUCAAGGGUUGCUGAGAAUAUACCUCCUGUUCAAGAAAAUGUCACAGAUCAGAUUAAGCUGUGGGAAUCAGUUCAGAAUCUGAACAGGAUCGAAAGGAUGCCAGGCCAUUUUACGAGGAGUUAUCCUCGAGACUGAACUUCGCACAUCAAAGCAUCCAUAUUCUUUACUAAAGCCAGUUCAGUAGUGCUGUCUCUUUCAAACCGCGAUACUUUGUUUUUUCAAAUGCUGGUUUCGUAAAAGACUAAAAUAGAAAAUUGGUGCAGAUUAAAAACUCACAACAAUAAUUCUCCGCUCAUCAAAGCAUCCAUAUUCCUUACUAAAGCCAGUUUGGCAGAGUUGUCUCCUUCAAACCGCGAUACUCUGUUUUUUCAAAUGCUAAAAUAGAAGAACGGUGCACAUUGAAAACUUACAACAAUAAAUCAGUUUUGAAUUCCAAGUGGCCAUAUCACAACAUUUCAACAUUGAGUUUUGUGAAAUAAAAUCGAUGGACACUUAAUAAAUAAGAAGUCUGGCACAUGACUCGAUGGCACAUGACCAAAACACAUCUCCAUCCACAACACUCGUAUGCUCCUCCUUUGUUCCAUCCUCUCACAUGACUUGUUUUAGGUUCGUCCUAAAAUUAAGUGCAUUUUACUAAAUUAAGUAUCACUGACGUUUUGAUUUUGGUUUUAUCCUUUUUUCUUUUAGUUCACCGUGUUCCUCUAUGUGGGACCCACAUUACUUCUGUUCUUUUUAUGAUUCUAAAAUAGUUAAACAACAGCUAUCCUCCUUCGUUUAAAAGCACAUGCCAAUCCCUAAUGUAUCCUCCAUUAAGAGGCGGGUGGAGGAAUAGUUUACCCAAAGUUUCUACUUUGCAGAACUUUCAGUAUUUUUUGUUAACAGAUCUAUACUUUUUUAUUAUCAUCAAUACAAAACAUGCCAUGUUCUUUCAACUUUUGUUUCGCUUUGUUAUUGGAGUUUACUAUUUUUCCCCGUUUACAGGAUGCUUUUGAGUCUGCUAGUUGUUUUGCUAGAAAAUAUGAGGACUGUUCUGGGAGGACUCAAAGCGAAUGUCUGUUGUUGUGAAGGAAGAAGUUCAUGCUGUCAUGAAAUAUUUUGUUCGUCGAAAGCAAUAGGUUUUUGUUGUGUGCUAAUUUUUAUGAGGGUGUUAGUUAAUUAUGUAGAUGUGCUGUUAAUACUCUUACUGGAACUUGGAUGUAUGUGGACAUAUUUUGGAUUUCUGACUCUAGAAGAGUUGCAGAAGUCUAAAUUGUACACAUAUAUUCAUUUAACCUGCUGAAGGAUCAUUGUGGAAACCUGAGAAAAAACUUGCAAUUUUGUUUUAUGAGUGUUUUUAUUUGUGUUCUAGAGGCUUCACAAGUACCUUUGGAUAUCCCAACCGGCUAACUACACUCCGCCAUAGGUAAUUUAGGGGGUGUUUGGAUCUGAUUUUAAAACUGAUUGCUCUUCCAGGGAGCAGGAGCAGAAGUUGGAGCGUUUGGGUGAAAGUGCAGAAGUACUUCUGGUGCUCUAAUUUACUCCUAGAAGCAGUUUAUUUAGAACGGGGGGAGACCAGUGAUAGGGUGUACUAGUGAUCAGUCUAUUAAAUAUUUCAAUAGAGUCUAUUAAAGGAGGAAUAAUGGGGGUAGUUAGUUAGUUAGUUAACAACUAGCUAUAAAUAGAAGUUUGAUAGCUAAAUAAAGUAGGCUGUUGUUCAGUUGGGCUUCUCGAAUAGUACAAUUGCUUGUAUACCUACUUUGAU
Cuscuta epithymum is the source of this 3990-nucleotide messenger RNA. NCBI's taxonomy places the organism in Eukaryota, Viridiplantae, Streptophyta, Magnoliopsida, Solanales, Convolvulaceae. The record is from the annotation of a GenBank genome assembly.